GGUCACAACUACAUUGAUCAUACUGGAGCGAAUGGAUUGCAAGAUGCAUGGUCCUAUGAGAGAGCAAUUGUUGCACUUCAGCCAAGGAAUUCGAAUGUCGGGUGGUCUAUGAAGUUCGUUGGUAAAUCAAGCCGGUCAGGGUUGAACAUCAAGGUUGAGGAAGGGUUAGCAGAGGUGGAUUCCGAGAAGAAGUAAGAUGAGGCAAGCGGUCGUGCCAGUACCGAUGAUGAGUUGUCAAGGAGCUGGGUGAAGAGUUUAGUUAAAGUUUGAUAGUUAUUUUAUGUUUAUGAUUAUGAGUAUAUAUGUACUAGAGGUUCAAGGUUCAAGAUUCUGGGUUAAGUUGUUUUAAGUGUUUGAGAUUGAGAUUUUGCCCAAGUGUUGGGGCUUUUUGAUUUAAAAUUUAUAAAUAAAGUCAGUUUGUUUAUUUUAAAA
Messenger RNA from Linum tenue, 432 nucleotides. The record is from the annotation of a GenBank genome assembly. Lineage: Eukaryota; Viridiplantae; Streptophyta; Magnoliopsida; Malpighiales; Linaceae.